This is a messenger RNA of Patella vulgata (common limpet), 960 nucleotides long. Its product is annotated as high mobility group nucleosome-binding domain-containing protein 5-like. Lineage: Eukaryota; Metazoa; Mollusca; Gastropoda; Patellidae. The transcript has 4 exons. The annotation marks the transcript as partial. The record is from RefSeq and is a predicted model, not a curated record.
UCAGAAAGGGUCGAAGAGUCAAGAAAGGACGAAAAGCAAGACGGGGCAGGAAAGGGCGAAAAGCAAGGAAAGGCCGAAAAGCAAGACGAGGCAGAAAAGGAAAAGCAAGUCGAGGCAGGAAGGGAAGACAAGGGCGAAAAGCAAGACGAGGCAGGAAAGCUAGACGAGGUAGAAAACCAAGACGAGGCAAGAAAAGUCGAAAAGCAAGUCGAGGCAGGAAAGAAGCAAGAAAAGGAAAGAAAGGUCGAAGAGGCAGGAAAGGAAGAAAAGCAAGGAAAGGAAGAAAAGCAAACAAAGGAAGAAAAGCGAGGAAAGGAAGAAAAACAAGACGAGGAAGGAAAGGACGAAAAGCAAGACGAGGCAGGAAAGGAAGAAAAACAAGACGAGGAAGGAAAGGACGAAAAUCAAGACGAGGCAGGAAAGGGCGAAGGGAAGGUCGAAGAGGUAGGAAAGGAAGAAAAGCAAGAAAAGGAAGAAAAGCAAGGAAAGGAAGAAAAACAAGGCGAGGAAGGAAAGGACGAAAAGCAAGACGAGGCAGGAAAGGAAGAAAAGCAAGACGAGGCAGGAAAGGUAGAAAAACAAGACGAGGCAAGAAAGGUAGAAGAGGUCGAAAAGCAAGACGAGGCAGGAAAGGUAGAAAAACAAGACGAGGAAGGAAAGGACGAAAAGCAAGACGAGGCAGGAAAGGUAGAAAAGCAAGACGAGGCAGGAAAGGUAGAAAAGCAAGACGAGGCAGGAAAGGUAGAAAAACAAGACAAGGCAAGAAAGGUAGAAGAGGUCGAAAAGCAAGACGAGGCAGGAAAGGUAGAAAAACAAGACGAGGAAGGAAAGGACGAAAAGCAAGACGAGGCAGGAAAGGUAGAAAAGCAAGACGAGGCAGGAAAGGUAGAAAAACAAGACGAGGCAAGAAAGGUAGAAGAGGUCGAAAAGCAAGACGAGGCAGGAAAGGUAGAAAAAUAA